Messenger RNA from Carassius carassius (crucian carp), 2646 nucleotides. RefSeq names its product alpha-adducin-like. The record is from RefSeq and is a predicted model, not a curated record. Bases 175 to 2634 code for a protein of 819 amino acids. Gene Ontology annotation, cellular component: focal adhesion; adherens junction; plasma membrane. Gene Ontology annotation, biological process: positive regulation of adherens junction organization; positive regulation of establishment of endothelial barrier; barbed-end actin filament capping. The transcript is spliced from 16 exons. Gene Ontology annotation, molecular function: actin filament binding. NCBI's taxonomy places the organism in Eukaryota, Metazoa, Chordata, Actinopteri, Cypriniformes, Cyprinidae.
CUUAGCGAGCGGUGAGCGGCGCGCCCUAGUCUGUGAGACGCGUACAGAAACAAACGGCUGCAGACAGAAACAGCGGACAAAAUCCCGCUAACGGAGAAAACCCUCGAGCUACCCGUCUGUCCCCGAGUCGCUAUCCAUUCCGACCGCGCAUCUAGACCCAAACAAUCGUGUGUGAUGAACGGAGACUCCGGUGCAGGGGUGGUGACGGCCCCACCGCCCACUAACCCCCCUCAUAAGGAGCGCUACUUCGACCGCGUGGACGAGAGCAGCCCGGAGUACCAGAGAGAGAGGAACAUGGCACCAGACCUGCGGCAGGACUUCAACAUGAUGGAGCAGCGCAAGAGAGUCUCCAUGAUCCUGCAGAGUCCAGCGUUCUGUGACGAGCUGGAGUCUCUGAUCCAGGAUCAGAUGAAGAAAGGGAAGACCCCCACCAGUUUACUGGCUCUGCAGCAGAUCGCUGACUUCAUGAGCACCAGUGCUCCCCCCAUGUACCCCGCGGCCCCCCAGGGAGGCAUGGCGGCCCUCAACAUGAGUUUGGGGAUGGUGACUCCAGUGAAUGAUCUGAGAGGUUCAGACUCCAUUGCUUAUGACAAAGGAGAGAAGCUCUUGCGCUGUAAACUCGCUGCGUUUUACCGCCUGACCGACCUCUUCAGCUGGUCUCAGCUCAUCUACAACCACCUGACGGUCCGGCUGAACUCUGAACAGGAGCGUUUUCUGAUUGUCCCUUUCGGGCUUCUGUACAGUGAAGUCACUGCCUCCAGUUUGGUGAAGAUUGACCUGCAGGGGGAGAUUGUGGACCGAGGCAGCACUAAUCUGGGAGUAAAUCAGGCCGGAUUCACCCUCCACUCCUCCAUCUACGCUGCCCGACCCGACGUCAAGUGCAUAGUGCACAUCCACACAGCCGCUGGCGCCGCGGUGUCUGCAAUGAAGUGUGGUCUGCUGCCCAUUUCCCCCGAGGCUCUGUCUCUGGGCGAGGUUUCAUACCACGAUUACCACGGUAUCCUGGUGGACGAGGAGGAGAGCGUCCUCAUACAGAAGAACCUGGGGCCCAAGAGCAAGGUGUUGAUUUUGAGGAAUCACGGUCUGGUGUCUGUUGGAGAAACAGUCGAAGAGGCAUUUUACUACAUUCACAACCUGGUCACAGCCUGCGAGAUUCAGGUGCGCACCCUCGCCAGUGCAGGAGGUCCUAACAACCUAAUAAUGUUGGACCCGAGCAAGUAUAAAUCCCGUCCUCGACACCUCGAGCCGCUCGGAGACGAGUCCAGCUCACACCCCAAGUGGCAGAUCGGGGAGCAGGAGUUUGAGGCUAUGAUGAGGAUGCUGGAUAAUCUGGGAUACAGGACCGGUUAUCCGUACCGCUGUCCUGCGCUGCGUGAUAAAGCAAAGAAGUACAGUGAUGUUGAGACUCCCCCUUCAGCCACAGGUUACUCGUACGCCGAGGACAGUGACUCGGGUGUGCGCUCCCCGUUAAAGCACAGCUUCCAGCGACAGCCGCGGGACAAAACUCGCUGGCUAGCCUCCGAAUCUGCAGAAGAGGGGCAGGACGGCAGCACUAGCCCCAAGGCGAAGACUAAGGUGUGGACGAACAUAACACACGAUCACGUCAAACCCUUGCUGCAGUCUCUCUCGUCCGGUGUCUGCGUGCCAAGCUGUAUUACCAACUGCUUGUGGACUAAGGAGGACAGUCUCCGACAGGCUGCUGUGGCCAAUCAGUUCGUCCCGCUGAACACCAACCCCAAAGAGGUCCAAGAGAUGCGCAACAAGAUCCGUGAGCAGAACCUGCAGGACAAGAAGACGGCAGGUCCACAGUCGCAGGUGCUCACAGGUGCCAUGGUUGACCGCUCUUAUGUCCAGGGGGAGCUAGUGACCGCGUCUAAAGCCAUCAUUGAGAAGGAGUACCAACCUCGUGUCGUGGUCAGUAAAACUGGACCGAACCCCUUCAACAAGCUCACAGACCAGGAGCUGGACGAGUAUCGCAAGGAAGUGGAGCUCAAACAGAAAGGCACAGAAGUCCUCCAGCGCCCUCCACUGGUUUGGAGAGAAACUGUUGUACUGCAUUCAGCACAGGUCGAAGGAGUCCAGACUCCAGACGUCACAUCCACACAGGACAACGAUGAUCCACAGGCCACUGCGACCCCCCCGCCCUCCACAAUCCCCAGCCGGGGGACAGAGUCGGGUCGGGACAGCCCUGUAGAUCCUCCAGGAUCCCCUCACAAGGAGUUCCACUCGGCCGUGCUGAGAGCUCUGGGCUGUGAUGUUGAGUGUGAGCCGUCUGCAGGUCAGACACCGGAGACUGAAGAGGAGAAUGUUCCCCGCUCACCUGUGCCUGUGGAGGAAGAGGCACAGCAGGAGCAGACGUUUAAAGACGAGAGUGAUGACGCCACUUUAAAACAGAACCUCCCCGAUCUGACCCCCGACGACGUCUUCGAAGACUCCGCCCUCCCUGCAGAAGACCCUGUCCCCGAGGAGACAGACCCCGCCCCUAAGUCAGAAGGGGAGGAGCCUGUUGCAGGGGACGACACAGCUGGUGAUCACGGCAGCGACGAAUCGUCCAACAAAUCCCCGUCAAAGAAGAAAAAGUUUCACACCCCGUCGUUCCUAAAGAAAAACAAAAAGAAGUCUGAAACCCAGUGAGGAAGCUUUGCU